AUGGUCGGAGGCGCCCUGCAAUACACAUUGGAUCGAUUCCGCACACCAGGCCCACCAUGCCCUCCAUCCCUCCGAGGUCGGCGAAUUGCAGUUUACAUUAAUCAUAUUUACCGAAAAUCGAGUGACGUCGUCAAUCGUCCGAUCUGUAGUGUACCGGCUAGCGUAAUGCGUUUGAAGGAAAGAUAUACGGACGACAAUGGAUGGACCCAGAAAUUCACAGGGAAGGAGAGAGACGUAAUUAACAUGGGUUCUUACAACUACCUCGGAUUUUCGCACAACGAUGGCCUGUGCGCGGAAGAAGCAGCCCGCUUCAUCGAUAUGUAUGGCCUUCAUAUUGGUAGCUCUAGGCAUGAAAGAGGAAAUCAUGUGGUUCAUGCUAUGAUUGAGGAAUGUGUUGCACGUUACCUCGGGGUUGAGGCAGCCAUUUGUUUUCCCAUGGGAUUUGGAACGAACUCAAUGAACAUUCCUUCACUCGUAGAUAAGGGAUCUUUAAUUCUAAGUGAUGAGCUCAACCACGCCUCUCUUGUCCUAGGAUGCCGAGUUUCUGGAGCCACGAUAACUGUGUUUAAACAUAACAGUAAUGACUGCGAGAACAAGCUACGAAACGCCCUAUGCUAUCCGAGUCAGAAAACAGGAAAACCUUUUAACAAAGUUCUGAUCGUAAUUGAAGGAAUAUACAGCAUGGAGGGGACAAUUGUGAACCUUCCGGAAUUCAUUCGUAUCAAGAAGAAAUACAAUGCAUAUCUGUUUCUCGACGAAGCUCAUAGCGUAGGCGUUGUGGAAUAUUGGGGUUGCAAUGCUGGCGACGUUGACAUUAUGAUGGGAACGUUGACGAAAAGUUUUGCGGCUGCUGGUGGAUAUAUGGGAGGACGGAAGGCAGUAAUCGACCACAUUCGAUGCAGUUCAGCCGGUCCAUGUUACGGGGCCGUGAUGUCUCCACCAAUAGUUGCCCAAAUAAUGCAUGGUGAAGAUGGAACAGAUACUGGAGCUCGAAAAGCAUUCCAGUUGUUGAGGAAUUCACGAUAUUUCCGACGUCGGCUAAAGCAGAUGGGGUUCCUCAUUUAUGGCCAUGAAGAUAGUCCAGUUGUACCGCUAAUGACAUUUUAUAUAUCAAAAGUUGUGGAAUUUUCUCGGCAGACACUCAAAUAUGGUAUAGGGCUUGUUGCUGUGGGGUUUCCGGCGACGCCGUUGACUAAGGCUCGAGUGCGAUUUUGUUUGAGCGCGGAUCACACAAAGGAGCAGCUGGAUUAUGUAAGUUUAGUAACAUCAGGAACAUUUAAUCGUCAACUCCACGUGGAGUUCGUAAAAUAG
This is a messenger RNA of Angiostrongylus costaricensis, 1311 nucleotides long. Lineage: Eukaryota; Metazoa; Nematoda; Chromadorea; Rhabditida; Metastrongylidae. The record is from the annotation of a GenBank genome assembly.